AUGAUAUUGGGACACUGGCUUUUCAGUGCCAUCAUGGUUUCCAGCCACUACUUGGUUUUGCUUCUCUGCUUUUUGCUGCUGCUUCCUCUUUUGCCAGCUGCAGUCUUCUUAAAGCAGGAGCAGGCAAACAGCUUGCUGAAAAGACAAAGAAGAGCGAAUAGCUUCUUUGAAGAGUUAAAAAUAGGAUCGCUACAACGGGAGUGCUUUGAAGAAGUGUGUUCGUAUGAGGAAGCCAGAGAAAUCUUCCAAGAUGUUAAAAGGACAAUGGAAUUCUGGCAGAAUUAUGUUGAUGCCAAUCAGUGUGACUCUAACCCCUGUCAGAAUGGUGGGACAUGUGUUGACCAAUUUCAGGCUUAUGUUUGCCUUUGCCCUGAGGAGUAUAAGGGCAAAAACUGUGAAAAAGGUCUGAUUGACAAACCAACGUGCAUUAAUGAAAAUGGUCACUGUGAACAUUAUUGCAUUGACAGUCCAACCAUGAUACGACAAUGCUUUUGUGCAGAGGGUUACGUACUAGCAAGUGAUGAAGUGUCCUGUACUCCCCAAGUGGAUUACCCAUGUGGGAAAAUACCUGUUUUGGCAAAGCAAAACACAACUCAGCGGGGGAGAAUUGUAGGUGGUUAUGUCUGUCCUCCAGGUGAAUGUCCUUGGCAGGCUCUGCUAAUAGAGAAUGAGAAACCAAAGUGUGGGGGUUCCCUGGUGGGACCGAGCUGGGUGGUUACUGCAGCUCACUGCUUAGAGAACACACAUCCCAAACAGCUCCGAGUAAAACUGGGUGAACACACAAUAGAUCAUGAGGAUGAAGGGGAGCAAGAAAGGAAGGUUUCUGAAAUCAUAAUUCAUGAAAAAUAUAUUCCACAAACAACUGACCAUGACAUUGCCUUGCUGCGCCUGGAGGCGCCUGUUAACUUCAGUGAUUAUGUGGUACCGAUAUGUUUGCCCGAGAAACAGUUUGCAAUGUCUGAGCUGUCCUCCAUUAGGUUCUCCACAGUGAGUGGAUGGGGGCGUCUAAUAGAAGGAGGUGCUACUGCUGCAGUUCUUAUGAGAGUUGAUGUUCCACGUGUAAAGACACAAGAGUGUAUAAGUGAGGCCAACUUAACUAUUACAGAGAACAUGUUCUGUGCAGGAGACCUCAGUGGGACUAAAGACUCCUGCAAAGGGGACAGCGGCGGACCUCAUGCCACAAAGUACAACACCACCUGGUUUCUGACAGGGAUUGUCAGCUGGGGGAAGGGGUGUGCUACCAAAGGCACUUACGGGGUUUACACAAGGGUGUCUAAAUAUCUCGAAUGGUUAAACAAUCGCAUGGAUUCAUAAGCUGCCAGGCUUCCUCUAGUCAGAAUGUUUCCAAAUUGCAGAGUUGUCUUUUUGAGUCCCACCUGGGACACUUCCCUGUUUAGCAUUUUUCCGGAUCUUAAAUAAAUUACCCACACACUUACAUAAUGAUUUGAAACCAAUAUCUUUCCUGUUCAGUCACAUUACUCAUUCACCUGACUGCAUUGUUUGAACAUUAUUUUAAAAGAGGAAUUACUCUGCAGCAACCUUUUUGAAGGUUGUAACAUUUAUAAAUUAUAUUUCCAUUACAUUACCUUACAUCACAGUUGCAAAUGCAAAAGUCAAAUCUUCAUAUGAGUGAUCUGUCCUAAGACUCCAGAACCAAAGAAACGGGAAAAGAUUCUUUCCAGGUUUCUAAGUCUUUACUGAGGGCUUAGUUUCAUUUUUCUUACAUCAAAUAAUAAAGUAAUAUUGCUAACAA
Molecule: messenger RNA, 1753 nt
Organism: Malaclemys terrapin pileata
Lineage: Eukaryota; Metazoa; Chordata; Testudines; Emydidae
Gene: F7
Product: coagulation factor VII
Exons: 8
Coding region: 1-1314 (437 amino acids)
Biological process (GO): blood coagulation; proteolysis
Cellular component (GO): extracellular region
Molecular function (GO): calcium ion binding; serine-type endopeptidase activity
Source: RefSeq, a predicted model, not a curated record